AUGGCAGCCAUGGGAAAGUCCACAUUUAACAUUGUGAAAACUGUAAAGCCCACAUUUUACAUUGUGAAGACUGUAGAGUCCACGUUUAACACUGUGAAGACUGUAGAGCCCACGUUUUACAUUGUGAAGACUGUAGCGCCCACAUUUUACAUUGUGAAGACUGUAGAGCCCAUGUUUUACAUUUUGAAGACUUUAGAGUCCAUGUUUAAUAUUGUGAAUACUGAAGAGCCCACGUUUUACAUUGUGAUGACUGUAGAGUCCACGUUUUCCAUUGUGAAGACUGUAAGGCACAUGUUUUACAUUGUGGAGACUGUAGAGUCCACAUUUUACAUUGUGAAGACUGUAGAGUCCACGUUUAACAUUGUGAAGACUGUAGAGCCCACAUUUUACAUUGUGAAGACUGUAAAGCCCAUGUUUAACAUUGUGAAGACUGUAGAGCCCACGUUUUACAUUGUGAAGACUGUAGAGCCCAAUAUUUACAAUGUGAAAACUGUAGAGUCAACGUUUAACAAUGUGAAGACUGUAGAGUCCACGUUUUUCAAUGUGAAGAAUGAAGAGUCAACGUUUUCCAUUGUGAAGACUGCAGAGCCCACGUUUUCCAUUGUGAAGAGUGUAGAGCCCACAUAUUACAUUGUGAAGACUGUAGAGCCCACAUUUUACAUUGUGAAGACUGUUGAGCCCACGAUUUCCAUUGUGAAGACUGUAGAGCCCACGUUUAACAUUGUGAAGACUGAAGAGCCCAUGUUUAACAUAAUGAAGAUUGUAGAGCCCACAUUUUUUAAUGUGAAGAACGAAGAGUGCAUGUUUUACAUUAUGAAGACUGUAGAGCCCACGUUUUAA
Molecule: messenger RNA, 840 nt
Organism: Dreissena polymorpha
Lineage: Eukaryota; Metazoa; Mollusca; Bivalvia; Myida; Dreissenidae
Exons: 2
Coding region: 1-840 (279 amino acids)
Source: RefSeq, a predicted model, not a curated record